CUAUCAAUUACAUUAACAAAGUAGGAAAGUUUCUGGGACACUGAUGCUUUAUUUUUUCGGUGUUGUUAUUUGAUAAAGUCAGCGCGUUGUUCAUUACAGAGGUUAAUAUAUAGGACAAGUUGAAGAACAGACUAUAAAGGAAAACCUAAACAGGCUAGCUACCAUUGUACUGCUAUUAGUUAUCAGUGAAGUCUGCUACAAUUAUAUUGGUUGAAAGAUGACGUUAUGGCCGUGUAGCAAAAUUCUUACCAUUUGAGUCUGAUAUACUAUAUAUUAUACCUAUCCGCGAUAAAUAAUCAUAGAGAUAUCAGCAAAACAAGACGUCAUGACGAAGGACAGAUCUGAUUUAAACGGAGUUAAGCGAGGGGGAGAUGUUGCACUUAAUGGUGAUUCACAUGGGAAAUACACUGUAAACAAAGAGGAUGAGGGGACCUACAAUGGUAUCCAGUCUCAUCAACAUGUCAACAGUGACAAGGAAGUACCUAAUAGUGGAAGUUUGUCACGUGAACAUAGACAAAGGAAGAAUGGCUUAGAGAAACACGUCACCAUUCCAGAUGUAGAGUUUGAGAAAGAAAAGAAAAAAGAACCGAAAAAGGAAAAGGAUGCUGGUGAUGCAGCAACCAUCGGGAUUUUUGGGCUGUUCCGCUACACGACAUGUAUGGACAAAGUGUUGCUAUGUUUGGGGACGCUCUGUGGUGUCCUGGCCGGCAUGGGUUUCCCACUAAACCUGUAUAUCUAUGGGAGGGUAGCCAAUGCUUUAAUCUUAAACCAAAUAUUCAAAUCUUUUAUAUCAAGUUUUAAUGGAACGUUCCCGCCGGACAACGCUACUGCAUCCAAUGGAAUGGCGUUUGGUGAACUGAAAGAAUACGAGGAGAUAUUCAACAUAUUGCGAGGCGAAGCUGUCUGGUUCUGUCUGCUCGCCGUGGGAGUUUUUACUUUUAUAUUUCUGGCAGUAGUGUGCUAUAGUGUAACAGCAGAACAUCAGAUCUACAGGAUUCGUCAAUUGUUUUUUCAGUCAAUCCUGAGACAGGAAAUCGGCUGGUUUGAUACCCAUGAGAGUGGAGAGUUGAGUUCAAGGUUCAACGAGGACAUACAAUUGAUAGCAGAUGGAAUCGGCGACAAAUUUGCUACAAUGCUCCAAUGGUUCUCCUCGUUCUUUGCUGCAUAUAUCAUAGCAUUUGUGUCUGGGUGGAAACUUGCUCUGUCAGCGGUCGGUUUCUGUCCACUUAUCAUGAUAAUUGCGGCGUGCACAGUAAGGCUUAUGCGAAACUUAGCUAAUGCAGAAUCUAAGGCGUAUUCCAAGGCAGGGGCGGUUGCAGAGGAGGCGCUAGGGGCUAUCAGAACUGUUAUGGCCUUUAACGGACAGAAGAAAGAGUGUGACAGGUACAACAGUCACUUAACUACAGCCAGGUCUUCGUCUGUCAAGAAGGGCAUCCUUGUAGGUCUCUGUAACGGCAUUUUCUGGCUUUGUAUGUAUGGAGCUUUUGCUGUCGCCUUUUGGUAUGGAGUCAAACUAAUACAAGAUCGAGAAAGUGGUUUUGAUCCAGGAAGCACAGUCACGGUGUUCAUUGGGAUAAUAAUUGGAUCCAUGUCCAUGGGAAACGCCUUCCCUACUCUGGAGAUAAUUGGAAACGCCCGUGGAGCUGCACAAAAAGUAUAUCAGAUCAUCGAACUGACUUCAAAGAUAGAUUCAUGUUCAACAGAAGGCAAGAUACCAGAGAAUUUUGAGGGCAACAUUGAGUUAAGAGAAGUCGACUUUAGCUACCCCGCACGUCCUGAUUCGCAGGUGCUGCGUGGGUUGACCUUAAAGGUCAGUGUGGGCCAGACAGCGGCAUUGGUUGGAUCUAGUGGAUGUGGGAAAAGUACAGUAAUACAAUUGUUGCAGAGAUUUUACGACACCCAUGCAGGCCAGGUGUUGCUGGAUGGUAAUGAGAUAAACACACUAAACGUAAAUUGGUUGCGGAGACAGAUAGGCGUUGUCAGUCAGGAACCUGUACUAUUUGCCACCACUGUUGCCGAGAACAUCCGCUAUGGGCGUGUCGAGGUCACCAUGGAGGAAAUUGUAACUGCUGCGCGAGAAGCCAACGCGCAUGAUUUUAUAUCUCAGUUUCCAGACGGUUACGAGACAUUAGUCGGAGAAAGAGGUGCCCAGAUGAGCGGAGGACAAAAGCAAAGAAUAGCUAUUGCUAGGGCCCUUGUCAGAAAUCCGAAAAUCUUACUUCUGGAUGAGGCUACAUCUGCCCUGGACAACGAGAGCGAAUCUGUGGUACAGUCGGCCCUCGAGAAGGCCCAGGAAGGACGGACAACUAUUGCUAUUGCCCAUCGUCUGUCGACCAUCCGUAACGCUGAUAUUAUCUAUGGCAUUCAGGACGGUGAGGUAGUCGAACAGGGAACACACUCUGAACUGAUGGAGAAUGAUGGACUUUACAGUCAUCUCGUUAAUCAACAGAAUCACCAGCUGGACGUCACUGAAGACGUGGCUGAUGAGCUGGAGCAUGAAAUGUUUGAUGAAGAUGAUAAUGUGGAUGGUACAAAGUCCUCAUCAAAUAUCAUCAUUCCAUCAACUGAUCGUAAAAGAACGACAUCGGUAUUAAGUCAAGGAAGUGACAAGAAACAAAACAAGAAUGAAGAGGAGGAGGAGAAUGAAGAUGAUGAUGCUGCAAAUGUGUCCCUCAUAAAAAUAUUGCGUAUGAACUCUCCAGAAUGGUGCCUUAUCGUUUGUGCCUGUAUAUGCUCCACCCUAGCUGGUAGUAUACAGCCUGCAUUUGCCAUUGUCUUUUCAGAGUUUCUUAAUGUUUUCACGAUGCCAGCGGAGGACCAGACAGACCAGUCUAUCCUGUUGGUAAUCAUCGUGAUGGCAAUCGCCGUCGGCAACUCUGUGUUACGUGUUGGAAUGAGUGUCUGUUACUCGACAGCUGGUGCCAAGUUAACGGCCCGCUUCAGGAUGUUGGCUUUUAAAUCUCUGAUAUGGCAGGACAUAUCAUUUUUUGACGAUCCCAAGAAUCGAGUAGGCACCCUUACAACAAGGUUGGCACGAGAUAGUAACUUGGUACAGGGGGCUGCUGGUAACAAGGUGGGGUCAGUGCUGGAGUCCCUAUCGACUGCUUUCGUCGCUAUCAUCAUCGCCUUUAUACACAGUUGGAAACUAACCCUUGUGGUUUUGGCCUUCAUGCCCCUGAUGAUUGCAGCAGGUGUUAUUCAUGGUAAAAAACUGACAGGCUUUUCUAAGGGAGAUAAAUCCGUCGCUGAGGAAUCAGGAAAGCUGACCAGCGAGGCCAUCAACAACAUACGUACAGUGGCGUCCCUUACCCGGGAACAGUCCUUUAUUGACAAGUAUGAGCGGUUCUUAAACGUCCUCUAUAUAAAUGGUAGGAAGCGUAGCUUUGUCCAUGGUGCUAUGUCAGGUUUGUCAUUGGCCGUCAUGUUCUUUGCCUACGCUGCCGCGUUCACUUACGGAGGGUAUCUUGUACAGUACGACAACCUACCGUUCGAAAAUGUGUUUAAAGUUUUUGUUGCCGUCGUUUUUGGUGGUUUGUCAAUUGGAAGACAGAGUUCCUAUGCACCAGAUUUCAACAAAGGAAAGAUAGCUGCCAGUCGUCUCUUCCAAAUAAUGGAGAUGAAACCGACAAUAGAUACAGCCAGCGAGGAAGGUAAAGUCAUGGAGAAAUUUGGCGGCAGUUUACUACUAGAUGCUGUCCAUUUCCGGUAUCCUACAAGAACGGAAGUGGAGGUCCUCCGCGGUCUGUCCCUCACUAUUCAGCCUGGUGAGACAGUGGCCAUAGUAGGAACGAGUGGGUGUGGUAAAUCCACCACGGUACAGCUGCUGGAGAGGUUCUACGACCCAGAAAGCGGACGAAUUCUAGCAGACGGUAACGACGUGAAGUCUUUAAACCUGAAGUGGUUCCGUAAACAGAUAGGAAUCGUUUCCCAGGAACCCUGCCUUUUUGAUUGUAGCGUUGCAGAAAAUAUAGCUUACGGAGACACUAGUCGGAUUGUACCUAUGGACGAAAUCAUCACUGCAGCACGCAAAGCCAACAUACACACAUUUAUUGACAGUUUACCAAAUGGUUAUGAUACGAAUGUCGGCGACAAGGGGAUACAACUCAGUGGAGGACAAAAACAAAGGGUAGCCAUAGCCAGAGCGCUUCUACGUGACCCUAAAGUAUUACUGCUGGACGAGGCUACCUCGGCACUGGAUACAGAAAGUGAAAGGAUCGUUCAAGAAGCGCUUGACAAAGCAAGGGCCGGACGAACCUGCCUCGUCAUUGCUCAUCGGCUGUCAACUAUACAACAUUCGGACCGCAUCGCCAUUCUUCAUAAGGGUGAAGUUGUAGAACUUGGUAGUCAUUCUGAAUUAUUCGCCCAGAAAGGAAUAUAUUACAAACUUAGCCAGCAUAACAACAAAAAGGCCGAAUAAGUAUCUGACGCUUAUCAUAAGUAUGUGAUCAAUAUUUGGUUUUACUACGGAAACGUGCAAUGCUUUUGAACCUUAAUGUCCCGUUGGCACUAGGAAGUCUUUCGAAUGGGACGCAUCUUUCUUGUAGCGGUUGCUGUUUAUCGUACAUAAAAUAAUCCUUGUCCAGAAAAGAUCUGAAUUAUAAAUUUAACACCAGUUUUGGCUUUGAAAAAGCCUUAUAGUUUCCGACACCGUCCUCAUGUGUGAUAUCGUCGUGGGACUAAACAAUAUACAGACACUAGCAUGUAUUUUAGUUUAUAUCUAGAUUGGGUCCAUUGGUUAUAUUUCGAUCUUCCAGCCGUCAGAAGUGUGAUUAUAUUUGAAAGAAUGUUCAAAGAUCUGCGUCUUUUAUCAUUUAUGAACUAUUUAAAAGUAGAUUACCUCUUCCAGUUUUCGAGCUGAUAAAAAGAAUAAAGAACGCAAUAUAGCCACAUUGAGUCAUUCAAGCAUUCGGUUGAAGCAUAUUCAGUGAUGGAAGCCCUAUCGGCCUCAUUUUAUUUAUUUAGUUAUUGUUUUGUGUUAAAUGAUUGUUUUACAGAUUUACUACCAUCUGGUGACAUUUCAGUGUGCUUAAAUCAACACUUGCGUCGUAUUAAAAACCCUUGUUUAUCAUCGAAUGUAUAAUCUUCAAGGAUAAUGGUACAUACAAGUUCUUGAAAAUAUCAUUCGCAUUUCUCUAGCUUUAUUGAUCAUUGCUUUGCGAAUACGAGGUGAGAAUUCAAAUAUUCAGAAGCUAUUUCAGCGUUUGUCUGAUUUUAGCUGAUCUCUAAAUUGACCACUUCUCGUGUGUUAUCAAAGGAUUUAUCUUCUGGGAACAUUCUCAGUUUGUACAGCGGUUCUAAAUGUCAUCAGUUUAUGUUAGGUUUUUAAAUGACCACAAGGAGAACUAUCUCCCAUAUUUUACUUUAAAGAUAGUGAUUUGAUGAUUUGAAAGACUCUUCUUCAUCCAACCGGCCGAAGACUGUAUCGGCAAUACACGUCCUAGAUAUGUAAUGUAAUCUUGCCUAAUGUUCUUUGUCUGUGAUGUAACUUUUGUAUUUGUAAUGUUUUGUGCUGUUAUAAAGGUGGGCAUUGCUUAGUAAUUUUGACGAUUCGGAACUUAUUUUAUAAUUUUAUAUGUUUAAAGAAUACCAUUUAUAUGCAGUAUAUUGAGUUGCAAGACAUACAUCUAUACGGGAUAUUUGUAUUGAAAGUCACAUUGAUUUAGGAUGACAUCUAAACAGGAUUCAUAAGCGACGAGUGCGAGAUUGCAUACAAAACAAAAAAGGAGAGGUUGCCAAUGAGUAUGGAACAUUGUCAAACUUAAAACCUACCUGUGAGUAACAGUUGAGAUAAGAAAAUGCACAAAAUUUACUCAGGGAUCUAAUCUCCAAGAGGUUCAUCAGAUGAAUUAUCAGACGCAUAAGGGGUUAAACCGUAAAAACCUGGGUUUAUUUUAUUUUACGUCCUAUUAACAGCCAUUUAAGGACGUCCCUAGUUUUGGAGGUGGAGGAAAGCCGGAGAAAAACCACCGGCCUACGGUCAGUAUCUGGCAACUGCCACAAGAUGAUUUCUAACUCGUGACCCAAGGGUUUUAGGCUAGUGAUAAAUUGUCAGGACACCUUAACCACAUAUGUGGAAAGAUGUUUAAACUUAACAAUAAACAGUUAAUGGAAACUAAUUGUGAGGUUUCAUAAAAGUCUUUUUUCAAGCAAAGGAUGGGGAAACCGGUAUAAAUCAUCUAUCUAGUUAUCAAGUCGCAUUUUGUCCAAAUAACAUUCAAGUGAAGGAAGUCUGAGAGAAGGGUGACCUAUCCCGUCCAUUAUUGGUUGUGAACCGAUGAAUCUCUUACCUUUGAACAACUCUGAAAUUUAGGAUGUAUGUAGGGCGAUCCUUUGAGAACAGUGUCCUAGGCUCGGUUAUAACCGGAACAAAGACGUUACGCACCAUUAAUAAAUCAAUCAACCCCAGAUAACAAGGCUCAUAAAGGGGACCUAGUGCAUUAACCUCCAAAUAAAAUGUGUGUUAGUUCUCACAGAAUCAGACAAGACAUCCAGAAAAAGUUGUGGAACAGACAAAUGGGGAACGGGUUUUAUAUGAACUUGAUAAAUUAUUUUAUUUUCAUACCAAAUGUACAAUGUUUAUGCAUUAUUUAUACAUGUAUGCAUUCCAAUCAGGAUCAGACAAUAAAAAAAUAGUUAUUAAA
Pecten maximus is the source of this 6641-nucleotide messenger RNA. Its product is annotated as ATP-dependent translocase ABCB1-like. Gene Ontology annotation, cellular component: membrane. Gene Ontology annotation, molecular function: ATP hydrolysis activity; ABC-type transporter activity; ATP binding. The transcript has 25 exons. NCBI's taxonomy places the organism in Eukaryota, Metazoa, Mollusca, Bivalvia, Pectinida, Pectinidae. Gene Ontology annotation, biological process: transmembrane transport. The coding region runs from base 326 to 4417 and encodes 1363 amino acids. The record is from RefSeq and is a predicted model, not a curated record.